This is a messenger RNA of Knipowitschia caucasica, 786 nucleotides long. The record is from the annotation of a GenBank genome assembly. Lineage: Eukaryota; Metazoa; Chordata; Actinopteri; Gobiiformes; Gobiidae.
AUGUUGUUCCUCGUCAGCUGUUUGGCGCUUGUAGCCUCCACUCUGGGGUGUGGAUCCCCUUCCAUAAAACCCCAAGUGAGUGGAUACAACAAGAUUGUGAAUGGUGAGACUGCUGUGUCUGGAUCUUGGCCCUGGCAGGUUUCUCUGCAGGACGACAGAGGAUUUCACUUCUGCGGAGGUUCCCUGAUCAACCAGAACUGGGUCGUCACCGCUGCUCACUGCCGCGUGUCCCCUAGAAGCCACCGUGUGAUCCUGGGAGAGCACGACCGUAACUACAACAGUGAACCCAUCCAGGUCAAAACCAUCUCCAGGGCCAUCUCUCACCCCUACUACAACGGCAACACGUUCAACAAUGACAUCACGCUGCUGAAGCUGUCCUCUCCGGUCCAGAUGAACAACCGUGUGUCACCCGUCUGCCUGGCCUCCUCCUCCACCAGCAUCCCCUCCGGAACCAAGUGUGUCACCACGGGAUGGGGCCGCACCGGCUCUACCUCCAGCCCUCGGUACCUGCAGCAGACGGCUCUGCCCCUGCUGACCCCUGCUCAGUGUAAGAACUACUGGGGACAGAACAGAAUCACUGACGCCAUGAUCUGCGCUGGAGCCUCCGGAGUCUCGUCCUGUCAGGGCGACUCUGGCGGCCCCCUGGUCUGUGAGAGCAGUGGGGUGUGGUCUCUGGUGGGCAUCGUGUCCUGGGGAACCUCCAACUGUAACGUGCGCACUCCCGCUGUGUAUGCUCGUGUGUCCUACCUGCGGCGCUGGAUCGACCAGACCAUCGCCUCCAACUAA